GGGCCGUGGCCUCCGGCGUCGCGAGCCGGGCCUUCUUCCCCUGCGUGCGCUCUCCGGGCCCGACUCCCCAGCACAGGCGAGUCUCGUCUCCUUCGAGGGGUGCACUGCUGCCACCCAAAGUGCUUGUAUAUUUGAUGUUCGGUGUCUCAUUGCUUCCUCUGCACAAGGCUGGAAGCUUUCAGAGAAUGGCUGUGCUUAAUCAGGCAUCUGUCUUGCAUAUGAUUAAAGAGUUUAGAAGGAACCGGCAUGCUCUCUGUAACUCUGAAAGAGCUACUUUAUGUGGUGCAGACUCCAUGCUCCUGGCUCUGCAGCUUUCCAUGGCGGAGAACAAUAAACAGCACAAUGGAGAAUUUACAGUCAUGCUCAGUGAUGUCUUACUGACAUGGAAAUACCUAGUACACGAGAAGCUGAACUUACCCAUUGAAAAUAUGGAAGUGGUUGAUCAUUAUGAGGACAUUAAGAAGACUUACGAUGAUUUCUUGAAGAAUAGUAAUAUGUUAGAUCUGAUUGAUGUCUAUAACAAAUGCCAGAUUUUGACUUCUAACUGUGAAAAUAAUAGCAUGAUAAAACCUAUGCAGCUACGGGAUUUUCUGUGUGGCAACGAGUGUGCAGUUGAUGCAGUUGAUGAUGAAACCAAUCUGUGUACACCAACAUCACCAAGGAAACACAGUCAGGACUGUGAAAAGGUACUAGUGAAGAAAAUUAUUUUUUCAUAUUUGAACGUGCUAGUGAAUUCUAAGGAUGACUUGGCUCUGGCUCAUAUUCUCAAUAUUCCUGAUAGAGGACUGGGAAGAGAAGCCUUCACUAAUUUGAAACAUGCUGCUCAAGAGAAACAGAUGCCUAUCUUUUUGGUGGCCACGUCGUUUAUUAGAAUGAUGGAGCUUGGAGGAAAAGGAUAUGCCCCCUCACCGUCCGACCCUCUAAGGGCGCAUAUCAAAGGAUUGUCCAGUUUUAUUAACUUCAUUGACAAGUUAGAUGAAAUUCUGGGAGAAGUGCCAAAUCCAAGCAUUGCAGGUGGUCGAAUACUCUCAAUGAUAAAGACACAGCUGAGCAAAGGCCGGAACAAUGGGGAUCCUUUUUAUAAAGCAGUGGAGGAAGUUGUUCAGGAUUUGGAUUUGAGGAUUAAAAAUAUUAUCAAUUCUCAACAAGAAAGAACUGUUGUUAGCACCACUGACACCAGUCCUGCACGGCCAAAAUCUUUUGCAAUAAACCAUGACACUGCAUACUGCGGCCGAGACACCAUAAAAACUCUAGUCCUCCUCCUGGAUGAAGAGGCAGCCAGUGCUCCCACCCGGAACAAAGCAGCACUUUUGUGUGAUGAUGGAGACACAGUUCCUCAUGGUGGAACUCCUCUCCUCACUCUCUUCAGGUCUCCCAUACAAGUGAAGAAUACAUCAGUGAAACCUUUAAGAGAACGCAUCCUUAAGACAAUGCAAGAGGAAAAAAAUAAGAUGAAGCAGACCUUAAUCAGAUCUCAGUUUGCUUGCACUUACAAAGAUGACUACAUGACCAACAAGGAUAAAUGGAGUGUUAACUCAGCAUCAAAAUCUUCCUGCCUUUUCCCCUUGGAACAUGACCUUUUUGAGAGUGCAAGUUCAUCCGAUGGGAGGUCAACAAUUGAAACAAGUUCUGGAAAUGUUCAUCUGGGCAGAAGUAAAAAUGACAAAAUAUUAAGCAAAUCAAGUAGUCAGACAGGAAAUAAAAGCUCGAAAAGGAAACAGGUGGAUUUGGAUGGUGAUAAUUUUGUUGGUGACAAUGGACCUGAACCACUUCAACAUAAACAUAAUAAGAUACCCACAUCAUCAGAUGACUCACAGAAGAAGUGUGGCAAACCAGCCCAGCCAACCAAACGUCGUCAGUGCAGUGCCAAGGACAAGCUGAUUCCUGGGCAGACCAAGUUAUCUCAGUUUUUUAGACUCUGACUCUUGAUUUAUGUGUCUGUAAAACUUUUCUCCAAAGCUGCACACUCACUCACUGUCAAAAGAUCCAGCUGUAAACUCUGAUGCAUCAUUAUUUUAUUUUGAGUGUAUGUAUGUACAGUGUGUUCCCAUUGUUCAAAAAUACCACAAAGUCAUAAGUAUGCAGCAUCAUCACAAUUUAAUGUACAACAAAAGGCAGGUCAUUAAAUUACAAUAUAUCUUAAUAACUAGUUUCUUUUAAAGCAAACAUUUAAAACAAUACAGAAGUUAUAGUAAUGCUAUGGACUUUUCUUUCCAAUUGCAGCUAAAUUCUUUUUCUUCUGAAAAAGUGAUGUGGACCAACAGGUAUCAGACUUGCCAACAAGGUCUGUAGACUCUUCCCAGCAUACACCUGAGCACUAGAGAGAGGAAAAAAAGUUUGUUUUAUUUAAAGAAUAUAAUUACCAUAUAAAGCUAAUAAAAAUGGGGUUCUGUUGUCACUACUUCUGAAUAAGCCAAAAUUAUAAUAACUAGAUGCCUUAUAAUCCCAUAAUCUUGACAGGGGUCACUUAAUAUCAAGCAGAAUUGAACCAUGGUUUUACUUUGAAUGUGUUCUGAUUAGUCCAAAUCAGUUAAACUCAGAGCUCUUUUGAAAGCUUUAAUGUGGAAGGAUUGAAUGUUCAAAUGGCUACUCACUGUCAAAAUCUCUCCUUCCUAUGGGAAAUUUAGCUGAGUUUUCUUCAUCCCCAAUCUGUCUCUUUUCUUGUGUUGCUUCAGUAUUCUGAACUCCAUUCUCAGCUGGAAAAGCUACUGGUCCUUUCAGUGCCAGAUAAGGUUUAAUGGGCAGAUUCAGCGGCAAGCCAUGGUUUAUGAAGGUGUGUUUCGAGCCUGUGUUCUGCAAAAGAAGACUAACUUGUACUCAGCUGCCUUUCUCAGAACAGAGCUACCACAUAGUUGUACACUAUCGAUCAAUUCUAAGAUGCUCCGCAAAGUGCUUUGUUGUGAAUGUAACUUAGAUACAAGUUUCCUGAGAAGGAAAGCCCUUUUGGUUGUCUUAUCUAAAUGGUACUCUCUGGGAUGGAGAACUUCCUGAUUUAUAUAUAUAUAUAUAAUUUAACUAGUUCCUUUAAGAGUUUCGUACUCUACCAACUGAGCUAGCUGGGCUAACUAGUUCUUUUAAUGCAUAUGUAGCUAUAUUUUCGUAUAUUUCUGUUUGAAAUAUUUAAAUGCCAGUUUUACUUUUUGAAUGAUUUAUGAUUUUAUAAAGUCAUUUUCAUUCCCAUUGCAGUGAAGAUAACCAUAUGGCCACUUACCUUUGAAUUUUUGCUUUCCUCGUCAUUCAAGAAACUACUCUCAUCAUUUUUGUAUUGUUCCAGAGAAGGAGCAGCAGCUGAUCUUUCUGCAGAAUCUUCCUUCUGAAAGGCUUUCCCCAUCCUGAAUGUGUUAAACACCAUGUCAUCUUCUAAGUUCCUUAUGGACUUGGAAGCUGAAAGUAGAACACCUUGAGAAAGCAGAGAAAAAGUCAGUAUUAAUAUGUAGGGAGAGAGACUCAUUUUUGCCAUCCUUAGCUUGAUGCUUGCAGAAAGUCAAGCAAGGACGUGUAACAUGAAGAUUCCACAGUCAUCCUGCCUACGGACUCCCUACUUUAUAUAUUUUCCAGCUUGAAUAGAAAACACUUCACAGACUUACCCUCUCAUCAUUUAGAAAUGACUCAUCACAUAGAGGCUUGCCUUUUGAAUAGCUGCUAAUGCCUACAUUGUUUUGGUUUUAGUGGCAUAUUAUUUGAGUGUGAAUUUUCUCAGAAUCUGAUUAAGGUCUUUGAUGGAACACUGUUAAGUAGAUUAUGGCCUCUUGAAAAUGGGUUGUUAUUAAGGAAGACCACAGGACACUAGGCUCUCAUAUUAUUAUUGUCUUCUGUGUAUUUUCUGAUUAAAACACUAAAACUCAAGUUACUUCAUUCAAGGAUGAUAAGGAUAAAAGUUUUACUUGUUUUUAAUCCUGAUUAAGUUGAAAUAAUCUUCAGAAAGGAUUUUCUUUUCAUUAAUACUGGAUACAGUCUUCAGCAACUGAAGUGCAUAGACUUGUCAGGGUGAGCAAAAGGCCAUUCAAGUUUCAACUAAAACUAACUUGUCAGGUGAGUUUUCUCCCUGUGUUUACAAGGGGAUAAUACUGACGUUUAGUAGUGCAUUUAGCAAUUAAUAGAGAAAAUGUCCAUGAAAAGAAUUUUUAUGUUCUCCGCAGGUAUCAAUUUUAGA
Jaculus jaculus (lesser Egyptian jerboa) is the source of this 4153-nucleotide messenger RNA. It is a transcript of the gene Parpbp, whose product is annotated as PARP1 binding protein. NCBI's taxonomy places the organism in Eukaryota, Metazoa, Chordata, Mammalia, Rodentia, Dipodidae. The coding region runs from base 135 to 1922 and encodes 595 amino acids. The record is from RefSeq and is a predicted model, not a curated record. The transcript is spliced from 12 exons. Gene Ontology annotation, biological process: negative regulation of double-strand break repair via homologous recombination. Gene Ontology annotation, cellular component: chromatin.